This is a messenger RNA of Paramecium sonneborni, 1115 nucleotides long. NCBI's taxonomy places the organism in Eukaryota, Ciliophora, Oligohymenophorea, Peniculida, Parameciidae. The record is from the annotation of a GenBank genome assembly.
AAUGAAAUAAUUUCAAUGUACUAGUCAUAAACAAGAUAUUGUUUAUUAUUGUAAUGAUCAACAUUGUGAGAAUAGAUGUUUAUGCGCUUAAUGUGAACAUGAACAUGAUAAAACGACAAUUAAGAAUAUAUUAGAAGGUUUUAAUAUAAAAGAACUGGUCUAAUGCUUCUAAAGUUUUAAAUAAAUCAUAAAUGAUCUAAUGACAAAGAUGGAACAUGAAUUAAGCUAACACCUUCAAUAAAUAAAAUAACCAUAAGCAAGUGCUUAAAAUUUAGAAUAAUUUGAUAGGCAAUUGAAUGAAAUCUCAAAUAUCUAAAAUACAUUAUAAACAAAAAUAAAAAAUCGAUUGCAGCACAUAAUUAAUGCUUUGAAAGGAUAGGAUUUAGAUUAAAGUCCUAUUGGGAUAAUUGAAAUUAAAAGAAAAGAACAUUCAAAAUCAGUCAUCCUCAGUUAGGCAUAAAUAUAAUAAGAUAUCAUUAAGAAAACAAGAUAAUCAAAAAUAUUCAAAAUGAAUUUGGCUUAAUCAAAUCAAUAAGAAACUUAAUAAAUUAUUUAACAACCAAAUUUAAAUUUGGAGAGAGUUGAAGUAGCCAGAUUAUAAUAAUUAAGUACAUAAGAUUGGGCUUGGAAAAUGAGUUCAUCUACAAUAUUUUGUUGUAUAUUUUCAUCUUUAAGAGACUUAAAAAUUAUAGGAUUCUUACAGCCAUGCUUAUUUAAAAGUAGUACAAAAAAUUAUCAAAAAAAAUCUGCAGUUAUUAAUUUUGGUAUUUAUAAUAAAAAAAAUCUAACUAAAUAACCAAUACAUUAAGAAAAAUACACAUUAAGACAUAGUAAAAUGAAGAUAGUAAAUGAUUGUUAUGAACUAAUGUUAAGUAAACCAGUCUCUAUAAAGGAAUUUACAGAAUAUUCAAUAGCAAUUUGGCCAAGCAAAGUCUUGUAUUGUCAUUAUUUUAGUAUUGCUGCUCCUAUUAAUCCAUAUAUAGCAUUUCAAACUUAAGAUUUUAAUGAUAAUCCAAAAAUAAAAAGAUCAGAAGAGUUUCCAUAAGUAAUAUCAACAUUUCGUGCAGGUUUAGUUCCUUAUUUAAUAAUUGAUCCAAGAUAAUAAUGAUUAUGGC